Messenger RNA from Chenopodium quinoa (quinoa), 5339 nucleotides. RefSeq names its product protein ROOT PRIMORDIUM DEFECTIVE 1-like. The record is from RefSeq and is a predicted model, not a curated record. NCBI's taxonomy places the organism in Eukaryota, Viridiplantae, Streptophyta, Magnoliopsida, Caryophyllales, Amaranthaceae. The coding region runs from base 160 to 1632 and encodes 490 amino acids. The transcript has 7 exons. Gene Ontology annotation, molecular function: RNA binding.
AUCUGACCCACUUAUAACUGGGAUUGGUCACGGGUUAAAAUGGGGCUCCAACCCAUUGAAUUGCUGUCAAUGUUCUCUUUUCUUAGCUCUCCAUUGAAGCGCACUUGACAAUCUCCAUACUUGUAUCCCCCAUUGAAGCAGCUUUCUGAGAACCCUUUAAUGUUAGGAUUGAACUAUGAAAUUAGACCUUUUCACCCUCCUGCCAUGGCUCAGAGACGAACAAGGAGCUUUAUACCCUCGAUUACAAUGGAUAGGAUUGGUAGAGGUGGGUAUGGUUUUGUAAUUUCAUUGGGGAAAUGUAAGAGGAAGUCCCUCUCUAUUUGUUGUUCAGCUCCUAAGCUGGUACGAGAUCGUUCAUUAGAUAGGCAUGUGAUUAAGCAAAAUCGAAUUCGAUUUGUGCAGAAGCUUAGGAAUUUGCUUCUUUUGAAGCCUAAACACUACAUGUCUAUCCGCGUUCUCUCCAAAUGCCGUUCCUACUUAUCUCUAUCAAAGCCUCGGUCUAUUCUCUCUAUGAUCGAACGUUAUCCUACCCUCUUUGAGCUUUUCUAUGUGCCAUAUCCGCCUACUCCCCUUAAUGCAACGAAAACAAACUCCCAACUGUGUGUGCGUUUAACCCCAGCUGCUGAAUCGCUUUCUUUGCGAGAAGCCCAUCUUAAGUCUACUGCUUCUGUUUUGAUGGCCAACAAGCUUCAAAAGCUUCUCAUGCUCUCUCCUCAUAGGAGACUUGUUUUGUCAAAGCUUGCACAUAUGGGGCCUGAUCUUGGUCUGCCACCCAAUUUUAGGUCCCGUCUUUGCAAUGAGAAUCCUGGAAAAUUCAAGAUUGUUACUACAUCCUAUGGUAAUGCUCUUGAACUUGUGUCUUGGGACCCAAAUUUAGCGGAACCGUUGCCAAAGUUUAGAAAUCACUCACCUGAGCUAAUUGUGGAUAGGCCUUUGAAAUUUAAGCUAGUAAAAUUAAGAAAAGGCUUAACUGUGAAGAGACGCCAUCAUGAUUUUUUGAUUAGAUUCGGAGAAUUGCCUGAUAUAUGUCCCUAUAAGACUUCAUUUGAAGAAUUUCAUAAAAGUUCUUUAGAAGCAGAAAAGAGGGCUUGCAAUGUAGUGAGGGAAAUUUUGGGGAUGACAGUUGAAAAGAGGACGUUGAUAGACCAUUUGACACAUUUCAGAAAGGAUUUUGGGCUACCCAACAAGUUAAGGGCUAUGUUGGUUCGGCAUCCAGAACUGUUUUAUGUAAGUUUGAAGGGCCAGAGGGACACCGUGUUCUUGGUUGAGGCAUAUGAUGAUAAUGGUGAACUCAUCCAAAAGGAUGAAGGUCUCCUUAUCAAAAAUCAUUUGUUUGAGCUGGUCAGGCAUGGCAAGAGAAUAAGGCGAGAAAUGAAAUUGGCCUUAGCUAAUGAUGACACUCUCAUUAAAGAUCAUCCUGUUAAAGUUGUUCAUCAGGAGCUGGAACCUUUUGAUGAUGUUACUGAAGAUGAUGGAUUUGAGGAUCUAUUUGACGGGAAUGAUUCAGAAUUUGAAAUUUACGAGGAAGACAGUGAUGAAGAGUAUGAUCAACCGGUGGAUGUCAAUGCAGAGCAGCAAUUCUGGAGGCCUGAGGGUCAUAGGGAAGACAGUGAUACUUCUGAACGCUGGUAGUAUUGAAUAUUGACACUGUAAAAAGUUUAUAUUUAGGUUCUCUCUGGAAAGAAAUGGAGUGAAAAUAUGAAGUAAUGUAAGUUUUCCUGUCACCAUCAUUUUCUGUAUUCAUGUAAUUUUCUGUAUAUAGUGUUUUUAUUACUUAUUCUGGUCUGGUGAUUCGGGUUAAUAUUUAUUUUCCUUUUGUUUUUCUUGCUUUUCCCUUUUUCUAAUUUGGGAAUGGGGAAAGUUGCAAAUGUUGUAUUUGGCACAAAUUGUACGCGAUAUAUGCUUGCAACCCAGUAUUCGAGUUUGGAUUUUACUGAGGUGGCUCAUUCUUGUUGUGUUUCUCUAGUUAUUACAUUUUUCUAUCAGCCUAAGGUAAAAACAUGUUGCUUGUAUGCAAUCUCUUCGGGCACUUUACUUUUUAUCAUGCAAAGGGCUGAAGAAUGAACUCCAAAAGUGCUCAUCUUAUAAAGUAAUUGGCAGUUUCUGCAAGUAUUUUAUUCCAGACUUACUCUUAUUGGUACGCCUUUUCUUCUUUUCAUUUACGGAACAUAAAACCUUAAUUUAUGUUAUCUUGCAUGGACAUGUGCUUCGAAUAAUUUACAUCUCUUGUUUCCAGCUAUAACACUUUCUUUAUGCUGUAACUCAAAAUUUCAGAAGUCCUGGAUCCUAAACUCUGUACUAUAGGGCUUUACUUAGCAUAUUGUUUUAUAUUAUGGCCUUUUCCAUGAACUAUUAAGCAUCAAUGUUUGAGUACCGUAAUAUUUUCUUAGGUGAUGACAUUGGGACAAUAACACAUUGAUAUUGUGAUGCACAUAACUGUAUCAGGAAACUUAUAAGCAAUACUGUAAACAAUAUUCUGAACUUCUAAACAAUAUCUGCUGUAGAUAUUGUACAAACAGGUCUAUUUUUGGAGCAUUAUGGAUGGUCCCUUCUAUCUUUGGAGGGUUCCAUAGUUUUUGCUCCAACAUCAACUGUGGCUUCUGAUGACCGCGCACUAUUAGAACUACUGUGUGGACAGAUACGGGUCAAAUAUUUACCUCUUAGGUCAUUCAAGACUCUAACCAGAUUCUUUUUAACCCUCCCUUUUUCUGAUAACCUGCCUCUUGCAUUUACUUCAUCUUGCUGGUUCUGAACUGCUUAUUAGUGCAAUAUUACAGAGGUAUUCAGUAUUUAUGUAAGCUUGAUGCUUCCUAGUCUUCAUUAGGCAAAGCUCUUGGACAUUAAAUAGUCUUUUGUCUCUGUUUUCAAUUUUCCUUUCUUUAAUGUAUUUCAUUCAAUAACUUAAGGUACGUUCUAAAAUGCUACACCAUUAUAUGGUGACAUGGGAAGCUCUACUCUUAAGAUAUUUUGUUUGAUCUUAAAUACCAUAGCAAUCUGUUGGGCAUCCGACUUGUGUUUGGCAAUUUCUCUUGUUCAUGCUUCCUUAAAUAGCAUCAUAAAUUGUUGGUUUCAGUCAAGUUAUUCAUCCACCCCUCCACCUCCUUACAUGCUGUCAUUUCCUUUUUCUUUACUUCAUCCCAGGUCUACUUUUUUUGUUAGGGAUGAUGCAGUGUUGUUUAACCAUUUUACUUUGAAAAAAAAAAAUUUGCGUUUCAGUUCUGUCUUGCAUGCUUGCUAGUGAGUGUAAAUGCUAAUUUUGGCCUCUUAAGGGCAUCACUAACAGUGCUUGCAGUUUGCAAGUCCCUUGCUGGUUGCUUCAUUGCUCAAGUGCACACUACAUCAGGUAAAUUAUAAGGGAAAGUAUGCAAAGUAUCUAUGAUCCCUUUAGGCUGGAGUUUGUGGCAGUAUAAUCGUGAUGCAUCAAAGAUAGCAACAAGCCAGCAAUUGCAGGAUUUACACUAUUUUGCAGCAAGGAGCAUUUCAAGAUCCGAGAAGUUCUUUAUAAGCAAUUUACAAAUGGCUUGACCUUUGUAAUUCUGCAUCAGUUACAUCGUACAUUCUCUAGAACUACACUGCAAUUUACAAAUGACUUGCAGUACAACUCUUAAGAUUUUCGGUUGAUCUGCCAUGGCAAUUUGUCUUGUGUUAGCUGUUUCUCAUGUCCAUGCUGUCUUAAAUUAUUGUAUUAUGAAUUGCUGGUUUCUGUCAAGUUUCCGUUGUCUCCCCGUCUUACCCUUAUCCCCUGCCUCUCUUCUGUGGUGCAUUAUUAAUAUCUAAGAAUUCGAAGAAGAUCUCGUCCUGUGGUAGUUGGGGUGCAAUUUUUCCAUUGUUGUGUAUGAUUAGACUAUCUUGUACACAAUUAUUCUGAUAGAGUUAUUGUAAUAUAUUGGCGGGAGAAGCACCAAGUUCUCUUCUUUUUGUUCUCCUCUUGUAAAAGGAGACUAGUUAUGAUAGGAGGAGUACUUUUAGUUUGGUGAACAAGUCUCGUGAUUGCUAAGUCUCAAAAGUUUACAAGGCUGAUUUACAUCAUAUUUGUCUUAAGUUGUGUAUAAAUUUUAACACGCUUUGGCAUACAUCUUCUACAUUAUGUUGUUUAUGAGACAUUGUUGCUAGUUUUGUGUGGAAAUAAAUGUUUCUUGGUUGAUUAAUCAGGCUCUAAAAGGAAGGAUGAGAGAGAAGGUAUAACUGGCGACCAAGUUUGGGUUAAUAUAAGUUGAUGGUAAGAUAGAGGUGCGAGGUGAUCCUGCCCAUGUGAGGGCUGCUUGUGAGGCUAGCUUGAAGAGAAUUGAUGUUGAUUGCAUAGACUUGUUUUAUCAGCAUUGUGUUGAUACCCGUGUUCCGAUUGAAUCACGAACUGAAAAAGGACAAUACAAAUGUUUAUUGGGAUCUUCCACGAUGAAUCUUAGUGGUUCUUGCUUUUGGUUUCAUGUUUCAAUUGAACACCAAAACAUUCUGCUCUCUGACGUUUAAUGUAAAUCAUACAUAUUUGUUAAUACCGUGCUGCCCUUGCAUGCUGCUGCUGCUCCUAUCCAUGAUUCUUCUGUCCAUCAUCCAGAUAGGCAAACUAAAAAAAACUAGUUGAAGAGGGAAAAAUAAAGUACAUUGGUCUAUCAGAAGCAUGUGUUGCAACAAUCAGGAGAGCUCAUGCUGUUCACCCCAUAACAGCGGUGCAGAUGGAGUGGUCUUUGUGGACACGAGAUUAGGAGGAAGAAAUUGUGCCUACCUGCAGAGAACUUGGCAUCGAAAUAGUAGCAUAUAGCCCUUUAGGUCGUGGAUUCUUUUCGUUGGGACCCAAGGUGGUCGAAAUUUUCUGUGAAGGUGACUACCGAAAGAACAUACCAAGGCUCUUGCCUGAAAACCUUUAGCUUAACAAACAUGUUUUGAACGGGUUAGUGAAAUGGCUGCGAGGAAAGGGUGCACUGCAUCGCAGCUCGCUCUUGCCUGGGUUCAUCAUCAAGGGGACGAUGUCUGUCCUAUUCCGGGAACAAAGCAAGAUCAAUAAUCUGAACCAAAGUAUUGAGGCCUUGUACACUUGAUGAAAUGGCUGAACUCGAGUCGUAUUCUUCUGCUGAUAAUGUGAAGGGUGAUAAAACCUGGACCAAAACCUUUUCUUGGAUGGAUCAUGGAUUCAGAUACCCCUCCUUUAUCUUCAUAUCAUAGAACAAUCUAUUGCAGAAAUAUGUUGUAUUCUUGAUUCAUAGGUGAUAGGUACAAAAGUUAAAAUAAUUUGUUGUUUGUUUUUUAAAUUUCUUACCCAUCACUUUAUUGUUUUGGGGACAACUUUAUUGUUCGAUUGCAAACUUCAGCAUUUUCGAAUGAGCUUUAACUCUAUAAUCUAA